Messenger RNA from Ictidomys tridecemlineatus (thirteen-lined ground squirrel), 7890 nucleotides. Lineage: Eukaryota; Metazoa; Chordata; Mammalia; Rodentia; Sciuridae. The record is from RefSeq and is a predicted model, not a curated record.
AUGGCUGGGGUGGACCCCUGCAUUCGGGGUUCCACACUGAAGACGGACUCAAGUUGCAAAUUGCGGGAUGUGGGGAGGCGGGAUUCGAACUCGCCACCUGACGGGCCUGCCCGCAGGAUUUCCCGGGGUCCCCGCUUCCGGCCGGCGGGGGCAUGCGAGGGCAGCCGAGGACGUGCCAAGGAGCGUGCGUGCCUGCGUGAUCACUGGAACCUCGGGCCAGCACGGUGCGGCCUCGGAGCUAGGAGUGCUGUCCCCCUGACCCUGGGGGCAGGACGGUGCGGCCCCGCGAGCUGGGAGUGCUGUCCCCCUGACCCUGGGGGCAGGACGGACAAACAUCAUGAUGCUGCUCAUGAGAUCAUCGAGACUAUCCGAUGGGUCUGUGAAGAGAUUCCAGAUCUCAAGCUUGCCAUGGAGAACUACGUUUUAAUUGACUACGACACCAAAAGCUUUGAAAGCAUGCAGAGGCUGUGUGACAAGUACAACCGUGCUAUCGACAGCAUCCACCAGCUGUGGAAGGGCACCACCCAGCCCAUGAAGCUGAACACACGACCGUCCAAUGGGCUCCUGCGACACAUCCUGCAGCAAGUCUACAACCACUCAGUGACCGACCCUGAGAAGCUCAACAACUAUGAGCCCUUCUCCCCUGAGGUGUAUGGGGAGACCUCCUUUGACCUGGUGGCCCAGAUGAUUGAUGAGAUCAAGAUGACUGAGGACGAUCUCUUUGUGGACUUGGGCAGUGGUGUGGGGCAGGUUGUCCUUCAGGUUGCUGCAGCCACCAACUGCAAGCAUCACUAUGGAGUGGAGAAAGCAGACAUCCCAGCUAAGUACGCAGAGACCAUGGACCGAGAGUUCAGGAAGUGGAUGAAAUGGUAUGGAAAAAAGCAUGCAGAAUACACACUGGAACGAGGCGAUUUCCUCUCAGAAGAGUGGAGAGAGCGGAUCGCCAACACAAGUGUUAUAUUUGUGAAUAACUUUGCCUUUGGUCCUGAGGUGGAUCACCAGCUGAAGGAGCGGUUUGCAAACAUGAAGGAAGGUGGCAGAAUCGUGUCCUCGAAACCCUUUGCACCUCUGAACUUCAGAAUCAACAGUAGAAACUUGAGUGACAUUGGCACCAUCAUGCGCGUGGUUGAGCUGUCACCCUUGAAGGGCUCCGUGUCGUGGACGGGGAAGCCAGUCUCCUACUACCUGCACACCAUCGACCGCACCAUACUUGAAAACUAUUUUUCUAGUCUGAAAAAUCCAAAACUCAGGGAGGAGCAAGAGGCAGCUCGGCGUCGGCAGCAGCGAGAGAGCAAGAGCAACGCGACCACCCCCACCAAGGUCCCCGAGAGCAAGGCGGCCGCACCCGCCAAGGUCCCCGAGAGCAAGGCGGCUGGGCCCGCUGAGGCCCCCAGGGAUUCUGGUGCUGAGGAGGAAAAAGCGGGGGUAACCACUGUCAAAAAGCCAUCUCCCUCCAAAGCCCGGAAGAAGAAAUUGAACAAGAAAGGGCGGAAGAUGGCUGGCCGAAAGCGUGGGCGUCCCAAGAAAAUGAACACUGCAAAUCCCGAGCGCAAGCCCAAGAAGAACCAAUCUGCACUGGAUCUCCUGCACAGCCAGACCGUGUCCCGGACAGGGACAGCAUCCUCCUCGCCCCAGGAUGCCUGCCGGUCACCUCAUAGCCCGUUCUACCAGCUACCUCCCAGUGUGCAGCGGCACUCCCCCAACCCACUGCUGGUGGCGCCCACCCCACCUGCGCUACAGAAGCUGCUAGAGUCGUUCAAGAUUCAGUACCUGCAGUUCCUGGCUUACACGAAGACCCCCCAGUACAAGGCCAACCUGCAGCAGCUGCUGGACCAGGAGAAGGAGAGGAACGCCCAGUUGCUGGGCACUGCACAGCAGCUCUUUGGCCACUGCCAGGCCCAGAAGGAGGAGAUCAGGAGACUCUUCCAGCAAAAACUGGAUGAGCUGGGUGUGAAGGCCCUGACCUACAAUGACCUGAUCCAAGCCCAGAAGGAGAUCUCUGCUCACAACCAGCAGCUGCGGGAGCAGUCCGAGCAGCUGGAGAGGGACAACAGCGAGCUGCGCAGCCAGAGCCUGCAGCUGCUCCGGGCCCGGUGUGAGGAGCUGAAGUUGGAUUGGUCCUCCCUGUCCCUGGAGAACCUGCGCAAGGAGAAGCAGGCCCUGAGGAGCCAGAUCUCAGAGAAGCAGCGGCACUGCCUGGAGCUGCAGAUCAGCAUUGUGGAGCUGGAGAAGAGCCAGCGGCAGCAGGAGCUUCUGCAGCUCAAGUCCUGCGUGCCGCCUGACGAUGCGCUGUCCAUGCACCUGCGCGGGAAGGGCACCCUGGGCCGGGAGCUGGAGGCGGAGGCCAGCAGGCUGCACUUGGAGCUGGACUGUGCCAGGCUUGCCCUGCCUCACGUGAGCAGCAUGAGCCCAGAGCUCUCCAUGAAUGGCCACGCCACCAGCUAUGAGCUCUGUGGUGCUCUGAGUCGGCCUUCUUCCAAGCAGAACACCCCCCAGUACCUCGCCUCCCCCUUGGACCAGGAGGUUGUGCCCUGCACCCCCAGCCACAGCGGCCGCCCCCGGCUGGAGAAGCUGUCGGGCCUGGCCUUGCCCGACUACACCAGGCUCUCCCCAGCCAAGAUCGUGCUCAGGAGGCACCUGAGCCAGGACCACGCUGGGCCUGCCAAGAUGGUUGCCAGUGAGGUGCACUCGCGAGCUGAGCACGCCAAGGAAAGCAGCCUUCCCUGCCAGAGCCCUGGCCUCUCGAGCAGCAUGAAGCUGAGCCCUCAAGACCCCCGGCCCACUUCUCCAGGGGCCUUGCCCAUCGCAGGAGAAAAGAGCAGUGAGAAGAGUGGGAAGGAGCGAGCCUAUGGCAGCCAUGGGGAGACCAUCACCAGCCUGCCCAUCAGCAUCCCGCUCAGCACUGUGCAGCCAAACAAGCUCCCGGUCAGCAUUCCCCUGGCCAGUGUGGUGCUGCCCAGCCGUGCAGAGAGGGUGAGGAGCACCCCCAGCCCUGUGCCGCAGCCCCGAGACUCUUCGUCCACCCUGGAGAAGCAGAAUGGUGCUAACUCCCAUGGCGCUGGGAGUAGUGCAGGAGGCAGGGGCCUCUCUCUGGCACCCACAGGAUUCUACGCUGGCUCCAUGGCCAUCAGCGGGGCCCUGGUGGGCAGCCCUGCUCCACUCGCCUCGGGAGCUGAGCCUGUGGCCCUGGAUGAGCCCUCCAGCUCCGGGAGCCUCUUCACCACUGUGGGGUCCCGCAGCACCACGCCGCAGCACCCUCUGCUGAUGCCGCCCCGACACCCGGGCCCCGCCUCUCCUGCCCACCCGCUCUCUGCCAGCCCUCGGCUUGCUGGUGCCACCCAGUGCCCACCUCCUGACGUCGGCAAGGGAGACUUGCCCUCUGACUCGGGCUUCUCAGACCCGGAGAGUGAAGCCAAGAGGAGGAUCGUGUUUACCAUCUCAGCUGGUGGGGGCAGCACCAAGCAGUCGCCUUCCACCAAGCACAGCCCCCUGGCCCCAGGAGCCCGCGGAGACUGUGGACAGAGCCAUGGGCAGGACAGCCGCAAGCGUGGCCGGAGGAAGCGCACGUCAGCUGGGACCCCAAGCCUGAGCACAGGCGUGUCCCCCAAGCGCCGGGCCCUGCCGUCUGUUGCCGGCCUCUUCACACAGUCCUCAGGGUCCCCCCUCAACCUCAGCUCCAUGGUCAGUAACAUCAAUCAGCCCUUAGAGAUCACGGCCAUCUCAUCCCCUGAGAACUCGCUGAAGAGCUCCCCCAUCCCCUACCAGGACCACGACCAGCCGCCCGUGCUCAAGAAGGAGCGGCCCCUGAGCCAGUCCAACGGGGCCCACUACUCCCCACUGACCUCUGAUGAGGAGCCAGGUUCUGAGGACGAGCCCAGCAGCACCCGAAUUGAGAGAAAAAUUGCAACAAUCUCCUUAGAAAGUAAAUCUCCCCCCAAAACCUUGGAAAACGGUGGUGGCUUGGGACGGAAGCCAGCCCCUGCGAGCGAGCCCGUCAACAGCAGCAAGUGGAAAUCCACCUUCUCACCCAUCUCCGACAUUGGCCUGGCCAAGUCUGCAGACAGCCCCCUGCAGGCGAGCUCCGCGCUGGGCCAGAGCUCCUUGUUCGCCUUUCGGCCAGCCCCAGAGGAGCCUGUCACGGCCGAGGCCAAGCUGGCUACCCACCCAAGGAAAGGCUUUUCUGGCUCGCUGUCAGGGGCAGAUGGGCUCAGCCCAGGCGCCAACCCUCCCAACGGCCUGGCCUUCAGCGGGGGCCUUGCCGCGGACCUCAGUUUACAUGGCUUCAACGACGGUGCUUCCCUUUCCCACAAGGGCCCUGAAGUGGCCGGUCUGAGUGCCCCACUGAGCUUCCCCUCCCAGCGGGGCAAGGAGGGCCCCUCCGAGGCCAACCCCUUCCUGAACAAGAGGCAGCUGGAGGGCCUUGGGGGCCUGAAGGGUGAGGGUGGCCCUGGCAAAGAGCCCACUGAGCCUGGCCUGCCCCCUUGCGGGCCCACGGACAAGGCUGCCCUGCCACACGGCAGCAGGCCCAGCAAAGGCCGGGACCGCGAGCUGGACUUCAAGAACGGCCACAAUCUCUUCAUCUCUGCUGCGACGGUGCCUCCUGGGGGCCUCCUGGGAGGCCCUGGCCUCGCCACCGCAGUGUCCUCUGCCGGCAGUGCAGCUCCCGCCACCCAGGCACACCGCCCCUUCUUGGGCACCUUCGCCCCUGGGCCCCAGUUCACCCUGGGCCCCAUGUCCCUACAGGCCAACCUCGGUUCUGUGGCUGGCUCAUCCGUGCUACAAUCCUUAUUCAGCUCUGUGCCGGCCGCCGCGGGCCUGGUACAUGUGUCGUCCGCCGCAACUAGACUGACCAACUCCCACACCAUGGGCAGCUUCUCUUCUGGGGUGGCUGGCGGAACCGUUGGAGGUGUCUUUAACCACACGGUGCCUUCUGCCUCUGCUCAUCCGUUUGGAGCCAGUGUCGGCAGCGGGGCUGUGUGUAGCAGCGCCACGCUGGGCCUGAGCCCGCUGCAGGCGGCGGCCAGCACCUCGGCCUCUUCCUUUCAGGCCCCGGCCUCGGUCGAGACUCGGCCGCCCCCUCCGCCUCCGCCUGCCCCGCUUCCUCCUCAGCACCUGGGCCGGCCCCCUGCGGGGCCGCCUGUCCUCCAUGCCCCCCCUCCUAACGUCGCCUUGCCUCCUCCUGCCGCGCUGCUGGCCUCUAACCCUGAGCCCAUGCUUCUGCAGAACCUAGCGUCUAUCCCGGCUAACAAAGCUUUCUUACCCUCCUCCUCGGCCACCUCUCUGCAGCCUGCUAACGCCUCUCUGUCUGUCAAGCUCGCCUCCCUCCCGCACAAGGUCUCCCGCCCCUCCUUCACGGUGCACCACCAGCCCCUGCCCCGGCUGGCCCUGGCGCAGGCCACGCCCGCCAUCCCGCAGGCCAGCUCCACUGGGCCGUCCGCUGUGUGGGUUUCCCUUGGCAUGCCGCCUCCGUAUGCCGCACACCUUUCGGGGGUUAAGCCUCGAUAAAGACUUGCUUAGCUAGCAGUUCCUAUUCUGUAAGGUAACUAGGACUUCUACCUCAACCGCGCGACUAUGCAAGGAUGGUGUGGACCAACGCGCCUGCUGCUCAGUGCUCGCUGGCCUACUGGGCCUCCACCUGGACGGCGGGGACAGGACAGGGACAAGGAGCUCCACUGUGAAUCGGCGGCACGCGCAGGAGGUGCUGCCACAGUCCAGUUUGUACUGUCGAUAGUUUUAGAUAAAGUAUUUAUCGUUUUUUAAAAAGUAUAAACAAUUCUGACUUAUUUUAUUCCAUCUAAGUCGUCAAAGGCAACCUAUUGAGAAGUAUAAAUGUCUAUGUAAGAGAGUCUAUAUCUAGAUACACGGACCUGCAGGGCUGCCCGCCCCCGGAGACGCCGCCAGCCCGCCCGGUGCUAUCGCGACACCAGGCCCGUGCCUGCCUCCACCUCUCGGUGCUGCCCUGGACACUGACCAACGCCAAAACCAGUCCUCAGAAACGUCCUCCCCAGCGCCUGUCCCUUGAUCCUGUACCAAAGGCUUGCCCGAUCGUGAGCAGGGGGCUGUGGUCAGGGCCCUCAGAGGAGGCCCUCUUCCUGGUGGCCAGCACUGACCUGCAGCCCUGCCUUCCUCUGGAGCCCCUUGAGCCUCUGCCCCCACCAUCUCCUGCCCCCUCACUGUGAACACCCUAACUGUCAACCUUUCGGCUUAGGGUCCAGCCUUUGGCAUCCUGGGCAGUGGGCAGAGCUCUGCGGCAGGUGCGGUUCUGACUGGUGCUCCCGAAGGCUCUGCGUCAGUGUCGUGCCCAGUGCAGUCACUUCCGUGUUUGUUUUUCUUUGGUUUGUGGCACCCUGCUUGGUGACCUGGGGCAGGCCCACAGUGGGUCCCCUUGUAUUUGUGUAUCUGAGAGAGUCACACUGAAGAGUGACAGUAUUUUAUAGAGAUGUGAUGAGAAUUUAUAAAUUUCAUAGACUUGACUGCAUUUAUUUUUAGAUUGUAUAAUGCACAGUGAACUUUAACAGAAGAGAAAGCAAGGGAGAAAGAAACCUUUAUAUUUAUUCAAAUGCACAAAACUGGCAUGGGCUCCAGGGCCGGCCCUCACUGCAGACCUCACAGAGUGCGCCUCAGAGGGGCCUGGCCCACCCCGCCCUCAGGAAGGCUCGCGCCUGACACAGGGCGCCUGUGCUGUCGGGGUGCUCUGGGCUGCAGGUCUGGAGGGGAUGCCGGCUCCUCCGGCAGCCUCGUUGGUGCUGAGAACGGACGCGUGGUGUAGCCACAGACGGGCCAGGGCUGCUGGGCCUCCAGGGUGUCCUUGCCUCUCUGAAGCCUCAGCAGACCCCUGGUGGCUCUUGAAGCCUGUCCCAGACCUGGUGCCCCUCCCCCUGCAGUGAGUUCUGCAGACGGUGCUGGUGACCCACCCCUCCUGUUGGUGCUCUCGGCCAGGCCUGCAGGUGCUGUGCCUCAUUCCCAGGGGCUCCAGCCCAGCCCUUAGCACGGCAGUGCCCUGCUUGGUGUGGGGGACUGAGGGUCACUUCUCACCACACAGCUUCCCCAGGUGCCACAGGGUGGUAGAAGUGAAGUCCACACACAGCAAGUCCCUGGUCUGAUACAAACCCAUUCUUUAAACACUGUAUGCUUCCGCCCACCUCCCCAGGUAGUGGAGGCUUGUAUGUGGGGCAGGCCAUGCCAACGUGGCCUCCCGCCCACACACCUUCCUAUAACUAAUCUGCACCUAUGCUUGAGUGUCAGGAGAUACCACCACAUGUUGGGCAUGUGCCUGACACUGAGCCCUACUGGGUCUCAGGUGUCCCAGCAAGUUCCCCUUGAGCCCACCAGGGGAUGGGCCUGUAACCCAAGCCCCAGCUGACCAUGGGGCCAGCAGCCUCCUGUUCUCAGCAUCCAGGCCCCUGCUACCCUCAGAUACCACCCAGACUGGCCCACUGCCCACGUGCUGGCACCCAGGGAUGCUGGUGUGGGGCAGCGCUGACAGAGCUGUGCCGGAGUCUGAGGCUGACACCCGUCUCCAUUACCUUGGGGGGGGGGUGUGCUGCUGGGUGCCAAGGGUGACUGCAGGGAAGCCCUGGAGCGCCAACUGGCUCACGCUCAGGAAUUGUCAGGAAGCCCUAAGGACUGGGCCCUGCAGGCUGCCUGCUGGUCAGCAUCUACACUAACCUAGUAACCUGGGACUUGUCGCCCUGUUGGACCCCCCUCCUCGUCCUGGUGUAAUGUCCAUCCACAUAGCCUUCCCUUGCCCAGCUUGUUUGUAACGCAGCACAGCCUCGUUUCAACUCUGUAGUGUACUCUGUACUCGCUGGGCGCAUGGCCAGCUCCAACCCUGGCGCCCGCUGCAUUGUUCCACCUCUGGGCGCUGUAAUAAAACAGUUUUCACCUGGA